Molecule: messenger RNA, 1155 nt
Organism: Coprinopsis cinerea okayama7#130
Lineage: Eukaryota; Fungi; Basidiomycota; Agaricomycetes; Agaricales; Psathyrellaceae
Exons: 4
Coding region: 1-1155 (384 amino acids)
Source: RefSeq, a predicted model, not a curated record
AUGGACCAAGGAUAUUCUAGGCCUUCUAUCGACCCAUCUUCCGGGUAUCAGUGGGAAGCAGCGGGUACUUGGGAGCAGGAUACCACCAUGUCAGGCUUUCCGCGAGUGACGCACAUAAACUCUCCUGCCGCGUUAUACCCCUCCCCGCCAGGCUCCCUCGGGUCGGCCGACCGCACGCACUCGCUGCAAGAACUAACGGAGUCCUCGCUGAUCUCUCAUGGACACUCUCUCGCACUCAGCGAACAGGAUGUUAACGUUUCGAUCGAUACCGAUGUUGCAGACCGGGUCGUGUCUGUGUCGACUUCGUUUUGUCCUGGAUCCCACCCGACGGAAGGAGAUGUUGUGUUUUCCUCCAAGGACGAUGUCCUAUUCUAUGUGCACUCGGAUGUGAUCAAGGCUGCGUGCCCAGAGGCGUUCUCGUCGUUCCUUCCACUCCCUUCGUCGAUCCCAGGCGCCACGGCGAACGGCGCGGUAAUCAAAAUCCCCGAGGACGCGAUGACGCUCAACGUCAUCCUGCAUCUCCUGUACGGGAGCUCCUGUGCACCCAAUUCCCCCUCUCUAGACCAACUCGUCCACGCGAUCGACAGCAUGCCCGGAUACGGCAUCACCCCCUCCACCUUCAUCCUCCCGCAAACACCCCUCUACACCCUCCUCCUCUCGCACGUCCCGCACCACCCCAUACAAAUCUACGCCCUCGCGGCACACCACAAGAUCGAGCAACUAGCGUCCCAAACGUCCUCCCACCUCCUGGCGUUCCAGCUGUCGAAUGUGACGGACGAGAUGGCGAUGCGGAUGGGCCCGGUGUAUUUGAAGCGGCUGGUGUUGCUGCAGGCGGGGCGGUUGGAGGCGUUGAAGGGGCUGUUGUUGCAGCCGCCGGGGUUGCAUGCGCCGAUUGGGGGGUGUGGGUUUGAGGAACAGAGGAUGGUGACGAGGGCGUGGGCGUUGGCUUCUGCUUCGCUUGUGUGGGAUGCUAGACCUGACGGGGGAGAUGCUGACAAGCGUUUUGGUGAUAUGGUAGAUAUCUCGACUCAUAGGAUUCAAGCUGCGUUCAUGACGAUGCUGAAGGAUUUGGAGUGUCAAGAUUGCGAAGCUUCUGUUACGGCGCGGUUGAGGGACGUUAUGGUGAAAUGGUCUGCUUUGAAGUGUACCGUAUGA